This is a messenger RNA of Asterias rubens (European starfish), 1238 nucleotides long. RefSeq lists its product as uncharacterized. Lineage: Eukaryota; Metazoa; Echinodermata; Asteroidea; Forcipulatida; Asteriidae. The transcript is spliced from 3 exons. The record is from RefSeq and is a predicted model, not a curated record. The coding region runs from base 122 to 670 and encodes 182 amino acids.
GGGAUGAAUUAUGCCAUGAAUGGUAGAAGCAAAAGCUCACAGGGGAACAUCUACUCCGCAAGAAGACACACAUGGGGUGACCGCAAACCAAAUAAAUAUAUAAAUAGAUUUGUUGUUGACAAUGGCGGUCAACAAGGUGUAUGUUUUCUGUGGGAUCCUUGCUGCUGUGCUGGCUUGGUUUGCUACAAGGCGAGACAUCUUUACCGUCAAGAAUGAGAUGUUUGUGGGUAGAGAAGCUAGUGAGGUGUAUGAGUUGAUUGCAGACCUGAGAAAACACAUCAAGUAUCACAGUUUUGUGCCAAAAGAAAUUGUAUUACUUCACACCCGAACCCACAGCAGCGGUUUAGAAGAGCGUCUUUUCCUGGUCAAGGAAUAUGUGCCCCUUCCCCUUGGCUAUAACAUGACGGUGAAUUUUGAUGCCCUCGCAAAACUUACAAAACCGAACGAAGAGCUUGUGGUUGACAUAGAAGUAGACAUGAUCGGAGGGGUGUCGGGGGCUUCUGUGUGGACCCUUGUUCCCUCAUCCAUUGGAGACGUCCGAGGAACAUUGGUCACUGAGGAAUUCUCCUUACACUGUCUUAGGGUUACGUGUGGCUUCAUUGAACACAAGGCAGCGGUGUCUCAUGAGGAACUGUUUCAAAAACUCAAAGAGGACCUGGAGAAAUCUUGACUCUCAUUGCAUGCCGUGGAAGGGACAUUAAUAUUCUACAACAAUCGGCAGCGGGAAUGAUAAGGAUUGUUAAUUUAAGUACCAAUUUGUGCAUAAGUUUUGAAUUGUUUUCUUAUUAUAGCGACCCCAUUGCCAGUCUAAUUGUUUAUAAUAAAUUAUCGUCACUGCAGAUCGGGUCCUAUAAGAGGCAUGCCACCAAAAACGGAAGCUUCCUAUAGCAUUCAAACAUGAACUUCCACUCGCUUGUUGUUAAAGUUGUUGUGUCUUGUCUUUGGCAGGCCUAACCUGUGAUACGUUAUCAAAACUGUCCUGCACAUUUUGUGUAAUUAUAUGACGACCGCAUUUUAUAAAUAUUUUUGAUUAAAAAAAAUUAACUUUUUUAGCUUCUAAGUAUACGUAUAGAAAAAUUGUAUUUUUGUUGUCGGCAUAGUUGUGAAAAAUUAUAUUGAAAAAUGAAAACAGAAGGCUAAUUAUUUAUAAAAUGUACAUGUACAUCAAUGCAUUGAACAUAAAAACAACUGUAUUCCGAAAUAAAAUACACAGGACACUUAUACGGGCUUUCGUAUUA